CGGGAGGUGGGGGGGGAAACGAAGUAGGUUUGAGCUGUGGCCGGUUUUAGGCGUACUGAUGUCAGACAGAGGAAGAAUGAAAGCUGAUGUACUGUAGCUGACAAAACUGUCUGGAAAAUGUCGCUCCAAGAAACUGGAGAGACAUCCUCCCUGUUUUCUGUGAAUGGAGUUAAGGGACGGAUGAAAGAAAAGAAACAUGGUGUUUUAAAGACAUCAAAACUGAAUGUUUCUCUUGCAUCCAAGAUCAGAGCCAAAACAAUAAACAACUCCUCUAUCAUUAAGAUCACCCUCAAGCAGAACAACAAAGCCUUGGCCCUGGCUCUCAGCGCUGCAAAGAUAGCGGCUCAAAGGCUCACAGAUGACAAGAUGAUCCUGCAGAAAGAGGUGGAGCUGUGCCACUUUGAAAAUGCUUGCCUGCGUCAAAAGCUCUCCUCCGUGAACAAAUGUGUAGGUGAACUGCAGCAACUUAUGAACAGACAUUUGCAAGCUGCUUUGAAGCUGAGCAGAUUUUCUGAGAACAUGUCAUCCUCUUCAUUACUGAACGACGAGGAACAUCACUGGACUGAUAGUAUUGCAGGCAACCAGGAUGGUGUCAACUGCCUUUCUCAAGCUGCACCGAAAUCUCUGAGAAUCCCCCUCUCUCAUGUGGAUGACGAUGACAAUGAACAGGAUAGAGGCUUAGGAAUGGCCACAGUCCCAAGCUUGCCAAUGCGCCCUUCAGGUGUGGCAGCUUUUGGUUUGGGCAAGUCUUGGGACAGUGUGCCUCCUGCUACUGCAGAAAAGCCCUUUUCUUCUUGUCACAAAGAGUCAUUAGCAAGCAGUGGAAAUCAUGUUCAAAUGUUAAGUGAAGAGGAUGGCACCACCUUGGCACUUGACUUGAGCAGAGUGUUUGCAGACAAUCUUCCGAGCGCACUACAAAAUUCCAGAAGCUGCUCACUGUCUGCCCUCAGCCGAGGUUCCCGCAUGGAGCAAGACAAAGACAUUGCCAGGCCAUGCAGCGACAGUGUGGUGUUACCACAUGAGCAUGUAACACAGAGAAAGAAGCGCAGAACAGGAUUAUCUGAUACAUCUGGUGGUAGCAAUUGUCAGGUGGAACCAUCAGAUAACGUGUUACUUGAUGACCUGCAAGGGCCAAUGGAAAUAGAAUCUACUGCUAAAAAGAAACUUGAAGUCAGUCAAGUUGGUGAGCUUCUUACCCUGAGCUCCAAAAAUAAAAACUAUAGAAAGAUCAAAGCUAAUGAAGCCAAAGCUCUAAAGAAAGUGAGUGCUGGAACAAAAGAUAACCAGGAAAAAAGAAAUGUUGAUAGUUACAACGAUGCUCUGAGACCACCCGAAACUGACAGACUGAAUAACAGCAAGAUAAAAACCCCUAAGAGUGCAUGGUUUGCUGAAGAUUCAAGGCAAACGGAUCCUCUGGAAGAAACAGUGGCACUAGAUGGCUGCAGUCGGAAGGAGGAGCAUAGUUCCAAACACUUUGAUGGGAUCACAGUUUGCAGAAGAUCCUCUGUGGUGAAUCCAAGCCACGUAAAUGACUGCAAUCCUUUGAGAACAUUCUUGGAGAAAAAGAAGAAUAUAGAAAUUCAUUUCCAAAAUCCGGAGACUACCACUUUAUGCAAUCAAUUUCAACAAGAUGAGAUGAGCAGUGGCCACAGAGGGCAGCGUUUGUCGUGUUCUAAUAAAACCAGAGGCAUCAGAAGGACAUACGUGAUAGAUCCAGGAUCCCAGCAGCAUAAGAAUGAUUGCAGCCCCUCUGCACAUGAAACGAAAAGAAAUAAACAUUUGGAAGACUUAGAGGAGCUGAGCAGCUUGUUUCCAAAUUCACAGUCAAGCUUGUUAAACAGUAAGGCACCUCUUCGUGCUUUUAGUCCACAACACUUAACUGAUAUCCAAAAGGAAAUUCCUAACCAAGAAACAACUCUGGGGCUGAAUGUGAAGCGCAUCAAAUCAAAGAGAAAGACUCAAGAACUUGAUAUGGUGCCUACGUUUGGUGAGACAGAGGGAGAAUGCUUUGAUGUUAACAUGCAUUCCCAUACUCAGCCAGAAGAAAGUAAAGUGAAGAAAGGUCACAAAAGCAAAGCAGCAAAAACAGGAAAGGGUGACACACAGAGAGAGCAUUGCAGAACCAGCGUUGAGUUAUUUGAGCCGAUGGAAAAUGCUUCGAGAGUCAAAAAAAGGAAAACUAAUUUGAGAAUGAGCACAGUGACCCCGAGUCAAACAAAUGCAAUCACUCUAGAAAGCAUGAUGCCAGCACCUCCAGUUUCCAUGGAUGAUGAUGAUGAUUCUUUUGAUGAUAUAGUGAGGAAUUCAACUAAGAAACCACAAAGGGUUCAGAGAUCCUCAGGCACUCAGAGCACCAUUUAUUUGAAUCAAACAAAUAGCAGCUCCUCACAAAAUGUAUAUCUGGGUGGGAGCAGCCAGGCGAAAGAUGUAAAGAAACGGGUAGAUGCCAAGUCAAAGUUAAACAAGAGAACAACCUACACUAUAAAAAACCUAUCAGAAGUGUGUGUUGCUUCCAGUUCUUCUUUACCAAGUCCAGAGGAAGGGAAAACCAGCCAAGAGGAUCAGCUAGGGUGGAACUUUCUCCGGGUUCCAGCUUCUAGGACUCAGCAAGAGGUGCUGACUGGGAAUGUGAUUGAGGCUCCAUCCCAGUUUGUUUCCGUGGCCACAGGCCCCAGCAUUCCCAGGUCUUCUGCUGUGGACUCUACUGAGACCAUAUUGCCAGAUUCCUGUCCUUCUGGGCACUCGCUUUCUGUGCUUGGAAAUACUAAAAGUAAUUCAAACCCUGGAAGAAACUCGACUUUGUCUCCAACCUCAGCAACUUUCAAGAAAAACUACACCAAGCGGGUGGUUUCUGGUAGAGGACGGAAAAAGACAGUGUUAGCAACUCCUGAAAAAGCCUUACAAGACCCAACAUCCCAAGGAAAUGAGAACAACGUUCUGAAAGAUGUGACUAAUGCCAACCCACAUUCCCAUAGUUCCGUCUCCCCUGAAGCGUCACCAGUGCUUCCAAGCAGACGGAGAAACAAGGCAGUUUCCUAUGCAGAACCCAAGCUGAACAGCAAGCUGAGACGUGGUGACCCAUAUACAGUUACAGACUUCCUUAGAUCCCCUAUCUACAAAACUAAGAGAAAGAAGAUGUCUAAAACAUCUGAGACAUCCAGGAAAAGCAAGAAAAUCAAACAGGAGGAAAUUCAGCCCACUAUAGAUUUCAUAGCUGCUUCUUAGUUUCCCGUAUGUUUUUGUUGCUUGCUGUUUAACUAGGUGUAUCUGUAUUUUGGGUAUAAUUUUUAUAAAAACACUUCAAAAUAAAACUUUUGGAAAUAUUA
Messenger RNA from Pogona vitticeps (central bearded dragon), 3326 nucleotides. RefSeq lists its product as uncharacterized. The record is from RefSeq and is a predicted model, not a curated record. Gene Ontology annotation, cellular component: kinetochore; chromosome, centromeric region; nucleus. Gene Ontology annotation, biological process: meiotic chromosome segregation; meiotic sister chromatid cohesion. Lineage: Eukaryota; Metazoa; Chordata; Lepidosauria; Squamata; Agamidae.